UUUAUUGUUCAACGUUCACAUCAUUUUAUGUUAUAUUCUUAUAUAAAAUCAAAAUGAUUUUUUUCAAGCAAUAUUUAAUAAUUCUUACAUUUAUAGUAAUUGCAGUUUUGGUAAUGCCUGUAACGCCUGAAGAAACUGAUAGACAAUAUUUAUCCGUUUUCUGUACUGCACUUUACGAAGCUGGUCGCUUAUCGAGCAGAUAUAAUGAGCUUUCUAUUAAAAAUGUGAAUGAUUUAAAAAUAAGUAUCUAUAAUCGUAUUGAUGCAAGUGCAAUACUACUUGAACAAGGCGAUCAAGUUGAAAAAAAAGGCGAUCAAGUUGAAAAAAAAGGCGAUCAAGUUGAAAAAAAAGCUGAAUUUACACUUAGUUGGGGUUUUUUAAGAGAUAUUUUAGUUUUUAUCAGUGGACGUGUAGAUGCAUUGAAAUCGUACCGGAAAAAAGUAAACAUGGACCAAAUUAAUGAAGUUUUGAAAAAUCUUACAAUAGAAUUCACUAAUUUUCUCAAAGAAAGUGUUAAAGGAAACAAAUUUUGUCCAUUACCCGAUGACUUUUGUAUUGCAAAAACUGCAUUAACAGAUUACAAGGCGUUUUAUCAAUCUAUUUUAAAAUUUUCUCAACCGAUACAAUUUACAUGAAAUAAUAGAACUACGAAUGAAUUGUUUCGUUUAAUCAUAUUAAGAUAAAUAUAAAUUAAAUUGUAUAAUACAAUAUUAUAUCUUCUUAUAUAAUAUAUCCAUGAUUUUAAUUAUAAAUAGAUACAUACUAUUAUUAUAAUUCCUAAUAAAAUGAAUGUGAUGUUUUCGGAAAAAAAUAAUUCAACUUUAUUAUACUACUACUAAUAAUAAAUUAAUACCUGUACCUACAUAUUAUUAUGAAUUACUAAUAUAAUAUUAUAAUAUAUA
Molecule: messenger RNA, 902 nt
Organism: Acyrthosiphon pisum (pea aphid)
Lineage: Eukaryota; Metazoa; Arthropoda; Insecta; Hemiptera; Aphididae
Source: RefSeq, marked predicted